Messenger RNA from Platichthys flesus (European flounder), 2914 nucleotides. Its product is annotated as inter-alpha-trypsin inhibitor heavy chain H3-like. Lineage: Eukaryota; Metazoa; Chordata; Actinopteri; Pleuronectiformes; Pleuronectidae. The transcript is spliced from 25 exons. The coding region runs from base 51 to 2837 and encodes 928 amino acids. The record is from RefSeq and is a predicted model, not a curated record.
UAAAAGACGUUUCCAGCCUUUUGGUUAGCAAUCUGGUGGGAGAGGUUAUCAUGGAGAGAGCUGUGUUUAACGUCACCUCUGUGCUGCUGCUACUGGCUUUGGUUACCACUCUGCCAAGCAAGGAGGACUGGGACAUCUACAGCUUUCACAUCAACUCCACAGUGACCAGUCGUUAUGCCACCACUGUCAUUACAAGCCGUGUGGCCAAUCGCAUGGACGAGUCCAAAGAAAUAGAGUUCCAUGUCCGGAUUCCCAAGAAUGCCUUCAUCAGUAAAUUCAGAAUGUUUAUUGAUGGGCAGCUGUACGAUGGUGCUGUGAAAGCAAAGGAGCAAGCUCAGCAAGAGUACACUCAGGCUGUGUCCAGUGGCCAGAGCGCAGGGAUGGUCAGUUCUGUUGGGAGGACCCUAGAGGAAUUUAAGACUUCUGUGAAUGUGGCUCCUCACAAAAAGGUGACCUUUGAACUCACAUACGAGGAGCUGCUGAAACGCCGGAUCGGCAAGUACGAGCUGCAAAUCCACGCUCGCCCCAUGCAGCCUGUCAGAGACUUCAAGGUGGAUGUGUAUAUUCAAGAGAAAGCCGGCAUCAGUUUCAUUAAAGUUCAAGGAGGACUGAGCACCAAGGACCUGGCUAAUGCCAUCACCAAAACACAUGCAGAUAAAGAGGCGUGGGUGCAUUUCUACCCCACCGAGGACCAACAGAAAACAUGUGACAGCUGUGGAGAGCAGGGUAUGAAUGGAGAUCUGGUUGUUGUGUAUGAUGUGAACAGAAACGCCUCGUUUGGAGACAUUAAGCAAAGUUCGGAUGGGUACUUUGUUCAUCACUUUGCUCCAUCUAAUCUUUCCCGAAUAUCCAAGAACGUCGUUUUCAUCAUUGAUCAAAGUGGUUCCAUGCAUGGCAGAAAAAUUCAACAGACGAGAACAGCAUUACUCCAAAUCUUGAGUGAUCUGGCAGAAGACGACUACUUUGGUCUCAUCACCUUUGACCGCGAAAUCUUUCACUGGAAACGAGAACUUGUUCAGGCCAGCCUGGAAAACCUGGGUAGUGCCAAGGAAUUUGUAAAGAGUAUAAACGAUAGAGGAGCCACGGACAUUAACCUGGCAGUGUUGGAAGGAGCCCGUAUGCUGAAUGCACAUCCCAGAGAAGGUUCAGCAUCGAUCCUGAUACUUCUCACUGACGGAGACCCAACUUCAGGGGAGACAGAUCUGGGAAGAAUAAAGUCAAAUGUAAAGGAGGCCAUUGCAGGCAAAUUCCCACUCUACUGUCUUGGUUUUGGUUAUGAUGUCAACUUUGAGUUCCUGAAGACGAUGUCGCUGCAGAACGAUGGAGUGGCGCGGCGGAUCUAUGACGAUUCUGAUGCUGAUAUACAGCUGAGGGGUUUCUAUGUAGAGGUGGCCACUCCACUGCUGACAGAUGUGACAAUGAUAUAUUUGGGUGGGACCAAUUUGACCCAGACAAACUUCAGCCAGUAUUAUGAUGGCUCUGAGAUCGUGGUGGCCGGUCAGAUCACUGACAACAACGUUGAAACCUUUAUUCCACAAGUUGUGGCCAUCUCUCGGAAUAGCAAGGUGACAUUUUCGGAAACAAACAUGACUGAAAUAGUGCCUGACGACCACAUCCAGAGGGUUUGGGCCUACCUCACAGUCAAGCAGCUUCUGGAGAAAGAGCUGCAGUUGUCUGGACCGGAGAAGGUCAAGGUGAAGGAGGAGGCCUUGGAGCUGUCGCUGAAGUACAGCUUUGUGACCCCACUUACAUCCAUGGUAGUGACCAAGCCUCAAGGAGAGAGAACAGAUGUGCUCCAUAAACCAAAGGAAGGUGGUACAGACAGAGAUGAGCAGAGUUCUGGAAGAGUUUCUGCAGGAAGUUUUGGAGGAGGAGGUUAUGGAAGAGGUGGUUCUCAUAGGACGAGUGGUAUCACAAUGGGUCAACGUCCAAUGCACUAUCGUCCUAGGCGCCCUGGAGCAGCACAACCUCAUUAUCCAAUGCAUCCUGGAGCAGGACACCCUCGUCCUACUAUGGUCUCUGUAGAAGCUGGGCUUCUCCUAGAUCACGGUCUGCAAAGGCUUUACGACGCUUUGGUGGUGCAAUCAGUUCCUGUCGCAGCACACCCUCCUACUGCUUUGCACCCUGGAGCAGAUUGGGCUUUCGAUUUGUCUAUAGACCAUUUUCCUCCUACAAUUGUGACAGCUACUGCUACUCCUACUACUACUGUUGCUGCUCCUCUUUCUCACAGGUUUUUGCUGAAAGCUGAAAAUCAGUCUAUUCCACUGUGCUUUGACGUCACUGGAAAUGUACGGCUUAAACUACUUCACAGUCCCAGCAGGGAGCUGUUUGUGAACGGUGAGCUGGACUCAGUUGCAGAUGGGGGCUUCACAAAGAUCGUCAUCCGGGUCAAACCUGACCUGUACAUUGACAUUGACGUCAAUGAAAUCAUUGUACGAGAUGGACAGACACUGACACACUACACUGGAGAGGAGCAAAUCACAGCUGGAAGUGUGACGGUGAUUAAACGGAACAAGGAAGUCGAUGUCGCUACUGGGGACAUACGAAUUGUCAUCUUACUUCAUGAGAGGCACGGUGAAAAAUUCCUCUGGCCGGUUUUAAGGCGGCGUCCAUCUGACAACAACGCUGAAGGAAUUUUAGCUGUAAAACCUGCGGUUUAUGAGGAGCUGCAAACUUCCCCUUUCAGGCUUCAGAUCAAUGGGCAGGAGGUGGAUGUUGGCAGAUCCGAUGCUGUUGACUACAGUAUUGCCCGUGCCCCUAAACGGGGUUGCUGGCUUGUCUCUGCCGUUGCUGCCCUGCAGAGACCCCUGGAUGACUUCAAAGUCGAACAGCUUUAAGUCAGAGCAACGCUGUAUCUAUUGAGAAGAUCAUCCACCUGUGAUUAUCAACAUAAAUGAAUAAAUGGUGUCCCAGA